GUUCGCGCGAGUCGACGUUUCCCGCCGAAACAUUGAAAAUUUGAACUUCGAACGCGACAAAACUUUUGAAUUUAUUUUUUAUCAACACACGCGUGUUGACGGCCAGUGUUUGAAGAAAUUUAUUUUAUCUGAAGUGAAUCGCAUAUUUCUUACGUGUGGUAUAGUGAAUAAUGUGAUAAACAGUUGUAUAAAACAAAUUCAAGACAUUCCAAGGAUUCUUUGUAACUUUCAUGUAUUGACAUUUUCAAGGCAUGGGGAAUUCUCGGUGGAGAUUUACAGAUUAUACAUUUUUGAAAAUUUUAAACAUGGAUAUCACGACGUGUUUAUCACUACUAGUCGUUGUCGUCACAUUAGCAACAUCAGCACAAGCGAGCGAGCCCCGCGUGGUAUGUUACUACACAAACUGGUCGGUGUACCGGCCGGGCACAGCCAAAUUCAACCCACAAAAUAUCAACCCAUACUUGUGUACGCAUUUAAUAUAUGCAUUCGGGGCUUUUACCAAGGAGAAUACACUUAAACCAUUCGACAAGUACCAGGAUAUCGAGAAAGGUGGUUACGCGAAGUUCACUGGUCUGAAGACGUAUAAUAAGAAUCUGAAGACAUUACUGGCCAUUGGUGGCUGGAACGAGGGCUCCACCAGAUUCUCGCCCAUGGUCGCGUCGCGGGAGCGAAGAAAAGAGUUCGUCAGGAAUGCUAUUAAGUUCCUCAGGCAGAACCGAUUCGACGGGCUGGAUCUUGACUGGGAGUACCCCGCGUUCAGAGACGGCGGCAAGCCAAAAGACAGGGAUAACUAUGCCAAACUGGUGAAGGAACUUCGCGAGGAGUUUGAGAAGGAGUCAGAGAAAACUGGGAAACCCAGGCUGCUGCUCACCAUGGCUGUACCGGCUGGUAUCGAGUACAUACAAAAGGGAUUUGAUGUGAAGACAUUGAAUAAAUACUUGGACUGGAUGAAUCUGCUAACGUACGACUAUCACUCAGCAUUCGAGCCGGCGGUAAACCACCACGCGCCCCUGUUCCCUCUGGAAGAACCCAACGAAUACAGCACUGACAACGAACUCAACAUUGACUACACAAUUAAGUUCUACAUUGAAAACGGCGCGGAUCCUAAUAAACUGGUGCUCGGUAUACCGACGUAUGGCCGUUCGUACACAUUGUUCAACCCUGAUGCCGUGGAGAUCGGCUCCCCUGCAGACGGACCUGGUGAGCAGGGAGAUGCUACGCGGGAGAAAGGAUAUUUGGCUUAUUACGAGAUUUGUGAAGCUCUAAAGCCUAAAGAGAAAAAACGCAGCGUCCGUCAAAAUGACGACGAAGAUGAUGAAGAGGAGGAUUCUGAGGAGUCCACCGAAGUGGACGAACCGUGGACUGUGAUGUACCCUAACCCGAAUGCUAUGGGCCCCGUCGCGUUUAAAGGCAACCAGUGGGUCGGGUACGACGAUGUGGAAAUAGUGAAAAAGAAGGCCGAAUACGUCGCCGAGAAUGGAUUAGGAGGUAUAAUGUUCUGGUCCAUCGACAACGAUGACUUCCGCGGCAACUGUCACGAGAAGCCGUACCCGCUCAUCGAAGCAGCCAAGGAGGCAUACAUAGCCAAGCUGGGUGCCACGGACAACGCUAUAGUGUCGCAGCCGGUGACUAAAGCGAGCGCCAAGAGGCGCAACCGGCCCCGCGUCUCCACCACCACUACCACCACCGCCCAGCCGUCCACCGCUGCCAAGACGCUGAGCAGCAAACGUAAGAGUGGUUCAUCAUUCACCAGCACCACGCCAGCGUGGAACGUGAUCACGCCGGAGCCGCCCACCACCCCCGACCCAGGAGCUGACUUCAAAUGCAAAGAUGAGGGCUUCUUCCCCCAUCCCCGGGAUUGCAAAAAGUACUUCUGGUGCUUAGACUCCGGACCGUCCAACCUGGGCAUCGUAGCGCACCAGUUCACCUGUCCUUCUGGUCUGUUCUUCAACAAAGCGGCCGACUCUUGCGACUUCGCGCGCAAUGUGCUCUGCAAAAAACCGAGCGCGACCACGAAAGCACCCGCGAAGGUCACCUCCACCACUACCACCACGACCACCACCACGAGGAAACCUAUCAAGCUGAGCACCAAGAACUCAGUUCUGUUUAGGACGACGACAACGACGACUACCACACCGGAACCAGAGAGCGAAGAAGAAGUCGAGGAGGAAGUUCAGGAGGACACCAGUGAUGUGGAUGCCGAAGACCCAAAAGUGAUCAAGGAACUGAUUGAUCUUAUCAAGAAAGUCGGUGGCGUGGAACAGCUGGAAAAGCAUUUGCGCCUCUCAGAAACCUCAGUCAGCACGGAUGGCCCGUCUACCACACCGUCGUCGUUAAACAAGAAGUUGUACAAAGUACUGGAGAGAACGCGAGGAAAGAACAAAUUCCUGAACAGCGUAAGUGAGGACAGUUCGUCUCAGAAUAGUCGCAGAGGUCCGCAGAAUGCAGGACUAGAACCAACGCCUGACAAGAAUGUACUGAUUAAAAAGGACAGGCCACAGUACAUCACAAUCAACCGAUCACGUCCUACCAAGACAUCUACCGAACCGUCUGUGGAAAGCGAAGAGGUUAAAGAAAAACCGGCGGUGUCAAGUCUUAAGCAAUCCAGAUCUCGUAUAGUAGAAUCAGAAGAUAACAGUGGCACGACUUCGAAGACAUUGCAGUAUGUGAACAUUCGUAGGGCACCGCCUGCGUCCACGUCUGACACUGCGGACGACACUGCUUCCAGAAAUGCACUAUUCGAGCGGGUCGAGCCGUACAUUCCAGUCUCUGAAACGCCCAGUACUCUGGACAUUAUAAGUGCGCGGCGGGAAAACAUGCCAGAGUAUGUCACCAUUAGGAGGCAAAGACCCACAACUGAGGAGACCACCACUGCACAAUAUCUAAGUUCAGAAAGAAGUAAUGAGUCGCAAGGCCAAGUAUUGGAAAGAGAAAUAUCCUCACAGCCACAGUAUACGUCAAUAGUCAGAACUCGUUCUACCACAUUACCUCCUAUUGAUGACUAUAAAAGUCCUGAACCCACUACAAUUUUGGCUGUUCAGAUAUCCUCUCUAUUAAAUUCACCUAGUCCAACCGAGGCCGAAGUCCUAGAGUCUGAAACGGAAGCUCCACCAACUGAAGACAGUCAACCCACGACCAUGCCAUCUAGCACUACUACCACCACUACGACAACGAUUCCACCUUCGACUACCACUACGACUACAGCCUUACCGUUAAUUCUUCCUUCGAGCAUCGCACCACGCCCACUUCCGAUUCGAAGACGCGGGUCUACUACGUUAUCUCCACUUACGACUAUUCAGGGCUUGAAAGAUCGCCGAAACCAGCUACUAAGGCGCAGCAAAGGCACCGCAUCGCCUGAUGCGACAGAAUCGAACACGGAACCCGCGGACACAGAUGUCACCACCACAAGCAAGUACCCUCGCAGGACGAAGUCCAAGUUCAAGUACCGAAAAGAGGAAAAACCCGACGUGGAUCAAAAAGAAACGGAACGGCAGCCAUCUUCGAACGGCGGCGCGCGGCGCAGUGAGGUGCCCAGGCGCAGCUAUGUGCGCCGGAGGCCUGGUGGGGCGAACGCAACUGUGGCGUCAACAGCGCAACGUCCGUUCCGCGUCGGACGCAGACGACCGGGAACAACAAGCACGAGCACGAGCUCGAGCACGAGCACAAGCGCGACAAGCACAAGCACAGCUGCUGCGAACACGCAGCUCGCAGAUGUGGAGCCGGAUGACGUAGAAGAAGUCUUACAGGAUGUUGAUGAAAAUGACUACAUCGAAGACACCCCCACACAACCACGCGUGGCACAAAAAACACCACCCAAAGUGCAGCGUCGACCACUGUUGACCCUCAAAGAGGAAGCAGACCAGAACCCAUCGGCGACGAACGAAGAAGAGAACAAACGACAGAGCAAGAAGUUCAACAGUAAUGCGAAAAAGAACCGUUUAGGGCAAAUACUGAAAGAUUUAGAAAACGACGAGGUAUAUGAAACGACGGAGAGGAGAACCACUGCUAAUGUUGAUGAUAUCAGCGCAGAAACUGCAGUAGCCAUAGCGGCGCACCAACUCUUAGCCGCACCAAUACCCGUCAUUCCCAACUACGAAGAAGACACAAAGCCACACAUAAAGACAUCGCCCAAAACGAUCACAGAAUACGAUUUCACGAGCCCCGAAUACACAGAGACGUUCACGGAUAGCAGGAAAACAGUAUACGCAGACGAUUACCCCAGUACAACCCAAGUCCUACCGACACGCGACUACGUACAAUCAUCAACAGGUCCAGAAUACAGUGUUUCCCCAGUAGACUUUGAAGCUCCUAAAUUAUCCCAAACCACAAGCUUUGCACCAAAAACCACAUACAGCACGACCGCCUUCACAACAAAACUCCCGCAGCAGUUGAUAGAAUCAGAACCAACUAUAACACAUGUAGGCUUGACUGGCACUCGGUAUCCGCUAGCAAAAACUAAGUCCACAAGCGAGUAUACGACCAAAUAUGUCGACUCGGCUGAAUAUUCUGACCCCACUAUUACACCCAGCACUAGCUUCGCAAUACCCAAGUCUACAUUUAGAAGCUCUUACGUCAGAACAUCAGGUCUCACGGAGCCAACAAAUUCAAAUUUGCCUAGUACACCAACAACGCUAAAAUCUUUAAACAAUGCCCAAAAUUCAAGAACUGGACACAAGUCUUCGACUCAGGGUGUAACUGGAGAAACUCCGACAAUUAAUACCCCUACCGGAAGGUUUCUGGGGUCUAGUCCAAAGUUAAUACCCGUACCCGUCGAGGAUUAUGCCUUCUCCACAGACGGGUAUACAGGUUUGAGUCAAGAUCCGGCGUAUUUCACUAGAGAGUACUUGCUGGAAUCGCCCGUCACGAAGGCGUAUGACGAUGAAUAUCAAUAUCUAUCGCCAGUGACAACUCAACAAUCGACCACGAGAAAGCUUCCAAGAAAGAAGAUAUAUCGAAAGAUCUCGACCACACAGCGUCCGACCACAGAAGCCUUUGUGCCUGUAGUAACGACGCCCAAACCAAGAAGAAUACCGUCUACUGUUAAGCCGUUCAGCAAGACACAGAAAACAGUCCCGAACAGGACAUACAGACCAAUACUGAACUACGACUACUAUGAUGAUAGCGAAGAGAAAGUGGCCGAGAAGUACGUGGAAGGAACCAAGGUUAUUCUGCACGCAAAAGGCACAAUAGAAUGCCUGGACAUCGGCAACUUCCCGCACCCUACUUCCUGCAAGAAGUUCAUAUCGUGCGCGCGCAUGGAGAGCGGCUCCCUACUCGGCUGGGAGUACGUCUGCCCAAAGGGUCUCAGCUUCGAUCCCGUCGGAGGCAUAUGCAACUGGUCUGCGGGGCUCGGCUGCGUUGAGAAGGACACUUGAUAGUGUCAGAGAUACUUGCAUAAAAAAAAUUAAAUAUAUAUAUAUACAGAAUGUAACGAAAUGUAAGCAUAAACAUUUGGUAGAACUAGCUUAGUUCUACCAAAUUUUUUUUAUAGAAUAGUGAUACUGGAAUAGUGAUGAACAAGCAUACGGCCCGUCUGAUAUUAAAUUACCUUAGUCAAUGGACACUUGUAUUACUGGUUACCAAUUUCAAUAUAAAAGUUUCUUAUUGGGAAAAGUUGCUUAUACUAAGCUGAGUAGAAUAAAUAAAAUAUAAAAAAUGUUGCUUCUAGAGAGCGUUCACUGUAUUAACGGUAAUUUUUCUUCGUUAUUUAUUUAACUUUAAUAGAAAUAAUAUAUAUCAGUGAAGUUUCCACAAUAAACUAAUACAUCGUAAAGAGAGAAGAUGAUUAAUAAAAAAAAUACCUACCUAACUUCCUUUUUGAUAAUUCCAACCUGUUAUUCCAUUUUUGUCAAUUUCCUAAACUUUUGAUGGACGUAAAUUUUACUCAAAAAGUCACAGUCGAUUAGACUCUAUUGAACUUAAUUUAGAGUUAAAAAUUGAUAUACAAAAUACAUAAAGUACAAGAAACUGAAAUCCUAAGAACAUGGGGCGACGUAUGAAUUAGAUUUCGCAUUGUAAUACACUUCGUUACGUACUGUAUGUAUAUGUAUAUUUUCGGUCACACCCUGUAUAUACAACGAAUAUUUGAAAUGAACAUGUAGAGAAAAUUAAGAUAUUACCAAUCAGAAAAUAUCAGCGGUUUAUUGGAAUUUAAGUCGUUAAAUUGUAACACAAUUCGUUUUCACUUUGGAACUUUGUCGCGUUAAAUACAAAAUAAUAAACGUGAUAAAUUUCUAAAGGUAGAAAAUGAAAUACAUACAUGGCUGUUGCUUAGGGGGGGGGCAUUGUGGGGCAAUGGCCUACUUUAAAAGGUUCAAUGACCUACCUUAAAAUAUACCCAGAGAAAAUUAGAUUCGCUAUUUCAAAGUUAAUUAUGCCUUCUACUCUACUAAAAAAGUUUUUUGCCCUACCUUAAACUUUUAUUUAGCUACGGCCCUGUAUGCAUGGGUACAUAUUUGUAUACACAGCAUCUUUGAUGUACCAUUCAAAAUAAUUGACAUUAUAUACAUAAAUAUAUUAAAAAUUGUUGCUGAAUGUAAAUACCGAAAUCAAAAUUUUAUACUUUUAUCAUGGAUAAGACAUCACUGCCUAAGUCUAUAAUAUUAAAUAAUAAUUUGUAAUAAUUUGUAAAUUUGAUAAAAUCGUCAAGUCUUAAAAGGAUAUAAGAGGUAUAAAUCUAAGAGAGAAUCAUCGUCAGAGAUAUGCCGAAAUCAACUACUUUGAUAACAUGAAAGGGAAAUGAAAAAUCGUAACUAAACGACGUAAGUUGCAGAAAAGCAACCUUAGGUUAUGGAAAAAUGAAAAUCUUUUUCUUAACAGUACAAUAACAAAAUCGUAUCGAUAGAUACAUUUUCGAUACCGCACGCAUAUUGCCGUCUCGUUCUAUCUAACGCGUAUAGUAACGGUACUACUUGUUGAGGAGAGUGGGAAGAGCAAUACACAGAAAAUAGUUUUACUUACUAUUUGAAUCACAUAGUACACAAUUUCUAUAUUUUGUAAACAUCUUACGUUAUUUUUAUCUGUAUUAUUGACUGAAAAAAAAAAUAUUUAACUUAUGUAAAAUAUUAAUUUUACGCUUAUUGAACACGUCUUCGAGCCGAUCAUAUUUCAAUAAGCGAACGAAAUUGUUACGUGUAAAUGAAAUUAAUCUAAGUCAAUGUAUUUCUUAUAAAAUAGGCUUUAAGUAAAACAAUCACUGCCAAUUUUAUACUCAUUUGGUAUUAGGAUUUUUUUGUGAGAGACGUCACAAACUUUUAUAAUGCAAUAUAUACUUAUUUUAAUGUCCAAAUUUAUACUUUAUACCAAAUCUGUAUGCUUAUAUUUACAAGCACUUUAUCUAUUUAUUUUUACGUGAUCGAAUAGCAAACGAAUUGAAAUUAUUAUUUCAAAAUGUGCCUUAAUUAUUAUACA
Messenger RNA from Galleria mellonella (greater wax moth), 7410 nucleotides. RefSeq lists its product as uncharacterized. Gene Ontology annotation, molecular function: chitinase activity; chitin binding. Gene Ontology annotation, biological process: carbohydrate metabolic process; chitin catabolic process. The record is from RefSeq and is a predicted model, not a curated record. The transcript is spliced from 25 exons. Lineage: Eukaryota; Metazoa; Arthropoda; Insecta; Lepidoptera; Pyralidae. Bases 252 to 5375 code for a protein of 1707 amino acids. Gene Ontology annotation, cellular component: extracellular region.